CCUCAUACUCACGCCGCCGCCGCCGGUCCAAUCAGAUCAGACCGUACCGUAGGCCAUGGGAGCUCCGAAACGACACCGUAGCACCAGGGACGAGGAGAAACUCACUGCCAAACAGAGGAAAACUGGUAAACAUGGAGUAGAUGAUAGUGUGUCACCUAGGAGUGACAUUGCUGGAAACGAUAAGGACCACGAGGAACCGAGUGAAGAUGCUGGGGAAGAUGAUUAUGAUGUAAUAUCUGACUCAGACGAAGAAGCCAUGUCAGUAGCAAACAAUCAAACCCUUUCAGAUGCAUCUUCAAACAGCAACUUUGACAAUCAUUUGAGUUACAAAUUGGUAUCCACCGAGGUGGACUCGUUGUUGAAAAGGAAAUGGAAGUACACAUGGAAGGUGCCAACCAUUAACAUGUCAAACUGUCAUUGGAGAGGAACAGGAGAAUGCAUUAAUAAGGAUCUGGAAACAAAUUCUCUGUCUGUUCUCAAGCCAAGGCUGUACAAGCAUUGGUUGGAAAGCUGCAAGGCAUCAGGCAGCAGUGAAUCUCAUCAAUCUAAACUAAGACCAUUUUUGUCAAUGUGCAGCAGCUAUUGUGAUAUUAUGCACUAUAAUAAGAAGCCCUUUUACCUAAAAGGAUUGGAAGAAGAUUCAAACAUCAUGGAUGCAUAUCUCCUGCAUUCGUUGAAUCAUGUCUUUAAAAGCAAGGAUCUCAUGGUAAAAAAUGAAAGGAAGUUGGCUAAGAAUCAAGGAAGUGUUGAGUGUAAAAGUGUUGAUGAUGAUGAUGCUUACCGGGACCGUGGCUUCACUCGCCCUAAGAUUCUGCUUUUGCUGCCUCUAGCAGGAAUCAUGCGCAGGGUUGUAAAGAGGUUGAUAAAGUUGACUCCAACCAAACAUAAGGCAAUUGUAGAGGAUUUGGAAAGAUUUUGUGAAGAAUUUGGUUCUGGAAGAUCUGAGGACAAGGACGAAGAUGAUGAUAUAGAGAAUUCUAAACUCAAAACGUCUGGAAAACCUGCAGACUUCCAAGCACUUUUUGGCAGGGGUGAUGACAACAACGACCACUUCAUGAUAGGCAUAAAGUAUACUAAUAGGGGUAUGAAGUUGUAUGGUGAUUUCUAUACUUCAGACAUCAUUAUUGCUUCUCCUCUCGGCCUGAUCACUAAAAUUGGGGAGGCAGAAGGUCAAAAGGAAAAAGAUGUUGAUUAUCUUUCUUCUAUCGAAAUCUUAAUCAUUGACCACGCAGAUGUUAUGCUGAUGCAGAAUUGGUCCCAUGUGAAUACUGUUGUUGAACAACUGAAUAAGCUGCCAUCUAAGCAACAUGGAACUGAUGUUAUGCGCAUAAGACCAUGGUAUCUAGAUGGACAUGCACGUUUCUAUCGGCAGACAUUAAUCUUAGGCUCUCAUACAAAUCCAGAAAUGAAUGCCUUGUUUAAUCAGCAUUGCCUUAACUACCAAGGAAAGGUUAAAUUGGAGUGCACAUAUAAAGGUGUUCUUCCAAAAAUAUUAAUUCAAGCGCGACAGAUCUAUGAGCGUUUUGAUAUAGAAUCAAUAGUUGAAGCUGACAAUGCCCGUCUGAAAUAUUUCUCUGAAAAGAUCUUCCCAAAGAUUAAAGAUUCUAUCCAGGAUGGUGUGAUGAUUUUUGCAAGCUCUUACUUUGAAUACGUAAGACUCAGGAAUUAUUUGAAAUCUCAGUCUGCUUCGGUCUGCUUGUUUGGAGAGUAUAUAAAACGAAAUGAGAUAUCUCAUGUCAGGGGUGAGUUUUUCAGAGGAGAAAAGAAAAUUAUGCUCUACACUGAGAGAGCCCACUUCUAUUACAGAUACAAGAUUCGCGGUGUGAAGAAUUUGAUAGUCUAUUCCUUGCCGGAGAGAGAAGAAUUCUACCCACAGAUUAUUAACUUUCUGGAAGAGUCCGACAACAUGAAUUGCAGAGUACUAUUUUCUCGUUUGGACAAUCUCCGGCUUGAGAGAAUAGUCGGAACUACUGCUGCGAAAAGGAUGAUCAAUUCUGAUAAAGGGGUGUUCGUUUUCGCUUAGAAUUUGUUGCAAGAUGCGGAAAUCAUGUUACCUCGUCUUCAAGAUUUGUAUUGUUCAAGAAGUAUUUAUUCCCCGCGUGUUUGGUAGCUGUAUCACCAAUGACUUCGAGCAUCGUUGAAGUUUUCAACUUCAUCUUUGCACAAUUUUGGGACUCACAUGUCACUAUUUUGUAAUUCUUACUGUCAGAAUUUGAAUAAUCUUGUGUUUGUAACUUAUAAUUCGAAUAAUCUUGUGUUUGUAACUUAGCAAGUAUUAUGCAAUUCUUAACGUUUAGUUCCCCCAUCA
Molecule: messenger RNA, 2308 nt
Organism: Salvia splendens (bonfire salvia)
Lineage: Eukaryota; Viridiplantae; Streptophyta; Magnoliopsida; Lamiales; Lamiaceae
Gene: NOF1
Product: U3 small nucleolar RNA-associated protein
Exons: 23
Coding region: 56-2023 (655 amino acids)
Biological process (GO): maturation of SSU-rRNA from tricistronic rRNA transcript (SSU-rRNA, 5.8S rRNA, LSU-rRNA)
Cellular component (GO): small-subunit processome; nucleolus
Molecular function (GO): rRNA binding; U3 snoRNA binding
Source: RefSeq, a predicted model, not a curated record